AUGGCGAAUUUCUUCUCAAACGCUCCCGAGCCUGCCACAGAGCUAGGUCGCUACCGCGUCCUGGCACCAUCAGCCGCAAUUCGAGUCUCUCCAUUGGCCCUCGGCGCCAUGUCCAUUGGCGACGCCUGGAGCAGCGCAAUGGGAUCGAUGAACAAGGAACAAUCGUUCAAGCUGCUGGACGCCUUUGUCGCGGCAGGCGGGAACUUCAUCGACACAGCCAACGGGUAUCAGAACGAGCAGUCAGAAACCUGGCUAGGCGAAUGGGUAACAGAACGAGGAAUCCGCGACCAACUCGUCCUCGCAACCAAGUACACAUCUGACUAUCGAAGCCAUGCCGAGGGCAAAGGCAAAGUGCCGAACUGCACGGGCAACCACCGCAAGAGUCUUCACAUCAGUGUGCGGGAUUCGCUGAAGAAGCUGCAAACAGACUACAUUGACCUCCUGUACGUGCACUGGUGGGACUUUACAACCAGCAUCAAGGAGGUCAUGGACUCUCUGCACUUUCUCGUCCAGCAAGGCAAGGUGCUGUAUCUCGGCGCCUCAGACAUGCCCGCGUGGGUAGUCAGCGCGGCCAACACCUACGCCAUUGAUAACAGCAAGACGCCCUUUAGCGUAUACCAGGGCCGGUGGAGCGUCAUGCAGCGCGAUUUCGAGCGUGACAUUAUCCCCAUGGCGCGAAUGUUCGGCAUGGCUCUCGUCCCGUGGAAUGUCGUCGGCGGGGGCAAGUUCCAGACCAAGAAGGCCAUCGAGGAGAGGAAGAAGAACGGAGAGGGUCUCCGGGCGUUUGCUACGACGAGCGAGCAGAGCGAGAGCGAGGAGAAGAUUAGCGCGGCGCUGGAGAAAGUCGCUGGGGAGGUGGGCGUUGAGUCCAUCACGGCGGUUGCGCUGGCGUAUGUGCUGCACAAGGCGGCGAAUGUGGUGCCGCUGGUGGGAGGGCGCAAGGUCGAGCAUCUGGAGGAUAAUAUUAAGGCUUUGAGUAUUCGGUUGAGCGAGGAGCAGAUUACGUAUUUGGAGAGCGUGGUCGAGUUUGAUGUUGGGUUUCCGCAUGACUUUCUGGGGACGGACCCGAAUGUCACGGGGAGGAGUAUGCGGUUGGAUAGGAAUGCGUUGCUCAAGUUUCCUAUGGCGCAGAAACCGAGCAGUGUUUAG
Messenger RNA from Pochonia chlamydosporia 170, 1149 nucleotides. Its product is annotated as aryl-alcohol dehydrogenase. The coding region runs from base 1 to 1149 and encodes 382 amino acids. NCBI's taxonomy places the organism in Eukaryota, Fungi, Ascomycota, Sordariomycetes, Hypocreales, Clavicipitaceae. The record is from RefSeq and is a predicted model, not a curated record. The transcript has a single exon.